Messenger RNA from Mesorhabditis belari, 2451 nucleotides. Lineage: Eukaryota; Metazoa; Nematoda; Chromadorea; Rhabditida; Rhabditidae. The record is from the annotation of a GenBank genome assembly.
AUGGGGAGUCGAGUGAUUCAACUCGAUCAGAAAACUCCAUCUUUCGCCAUUCACGGGAUUCGUUUACAAAGACUGCUGGCUGUGACUCUGAUCACUGCAAACCCUAUCGACUACAUCAUUGAUAUCACUCAAAACAACUGCAGUUUAAGAGCAGAAGUUUCAUUUGAUUGCUUGGAUGAGAUGCCCUUCUUGAUAGAUGAUUUGGAUCUCUCAAGUCAGCGCUUCACAGAAUAUGUUAACUAUUCCUACUAUCCAUCGAACGAUUUCAAAGGGUAUUACUACAGCUCAUCACUGACUCUCGGAAAUGUCUCGAAUUUGACGCUUCGCAAUCUCCCGAGCAAUGCAAAUGUCUCCAGAAAUGAAUUCGCGAUUUCUUUUCGUGUUCAGCAAUGGAUUACUGAAGCAAUGAAAGUCUUCAUAAUUCCCGGCAUUCACGACGAAGGCGCGCUGGAUAACUUUAAAGUAUUGAUCAAGCCAAAUGUGAUUGCCACCAUUGUGCCAAGUCCUGAAACUUACAAAGAAGAUGGUCCAUUAACAAUGCAUCAAGUAGUCACUCCAUCAAAAUCGGAUGAACAAUGUCGAUAUUUCAAGUCUCAAAUCAGUUGCCCUGACACAACAGCCUAUUUAACGUAUGCUGGUGGAGAUCCUGGCUCUACAAGGAAUAAGGAUUACCUUUUGUAUGAUGGAAAGGACGAUUAUUUGAUGCUUACGCGGAACACGGCUGUCAGUGUGUUCACCGACGACAAUUGCACUUUUUGUUUAGCAUUCGACACUCGAUCAGCGAGAGAAUGGUUGGAUCACUUCACUUUGUGGACACCUUUUUGGUAUCCUUGGCUGCCGGAUCGACCCGAUCAACUUGAGUUAUCCAAACGGAAACAAUGCCAAACCCUUUCUGAACCAUUUUUGGGUAGUGAAAGUCAUCCAGCAUUCGGUGAAAUGAAAAAGGUUGUUAACGGAAGGGUAGAGUUCGAGGGAUACGAAGGAAAUUGUUACAGUAGCAAAAGGAACAUCGACAAAACAUUCGACUCAAUCAAGCCAAAUCCAUUCUUCAAUUUCUCCGCGCAUUGCAUUGUGAUCACUUGGUGUGUUGGCUCUAAUAAUGACACUGAUCAAGGAUUUCUCUUGUAUCUCACCCAGCUAAACAAUUCCUUGACAACACCAGGGACGACUGAGCUUUUUGAUAGUUCAUCUUCAGUUCCCGAUCUCAUCACGACAAAAGCACCUAAGUCUCCAUGGAAACCGCCCCUUUUUGGGGCAACUGUUUGGAUUAUCAUUUUAGCAAGUCUAACAAUGAUCGCUUUUUGUGUUUAUUUGUUGAGUGGACUUAUUUUUGGGAUAAAGACUGGAAUAUUUGCCCGAACUUUGAUCAAAAUUAUGGAUCGCCACACUGUUGAUCAAAUCAGAAAAAGUAUGAAUAAGAAUUAUCGCCAGCGAAGAAUUGCUAACAAAACUGAGGACAUUGCGUCAAUUUCAGGAAAGGCAGCGAAUAUCGUUGUUGAUCAAGAGUCUCUCACAUGUUUCGUUGUGAGAGAUGCGGAUAUCAUUCAGAUUCGAGUUCUUUUCAUUUACGAUACGGCCUCUAAACCGUUUUCCCAGCUGAACAUCGCCAAUUUUGCAGAAGGAAACGCGGACACGAUGCGAGUGAGACAGGCGAUGGACUUCUUUAUGAAUGGCGAUUAUCGGGAGAGAUUGGCCCAAACUCUAUUCGAAGUGUCGAGAUUCGAUCGAAUAUACGAGACUUGUCUCAUCAAUGUUUUAAUCUGCGAUCUCAUCAUAUGCUUAUGCGAGAUUUUGAUUCCCGUUUCUCGAUUGGGAAUGUUGUUUACAAAGAGAAAUAUGGCAACUCUCUCAAUUUUCCCUCGAAUCGUUGUCACUUUGUUGAUGGUUUUGAUUUGGGGAUGGAGUGCAGGGAUUGGGCUUUACAUUGUUGGAUGGGUGGAUAUGGAUUUCAUGUUUAAAGGAAACAACUACUCAAUUGCGUAUGCAACCGUAACUACAAAUCUUUUCCUCACAACUUACUCCAAUAAAUGCAUUCCCGGAUUUCUCUUUGUAACAAUUAUCAUUUAUAUUCUCUUCUUCAUCAUUUUAUAUCUGCGAAAUCUUUUCUCGAGUAACGCUCAAUUGAAAGCGAGAGUUGUGAGGAGCGUUCUGGCGGCAAUGCUGCAGAAUUUGGCUGGCCUCAUUUCUUCACUUCCCAAUCUCUACGAUAUUCUCCAAUAUGAGAAUCGCUCCUGGAAAUGGCCUGGGAUUCCGAUUCAAAUCUUUCAAUUGCUCUUCAAAUUGGGCACAAACUUUUAUGCGACUUUUACCGCAUGGAUUGUCAUCAUUUGCAUAAAAGAGUAUCGUCAGCCGGUUCUCAAGAAGUUCUUUUCUUUAUGUAAUUUUGGUCAACAAAAAAUUGGGAUGAGUAACACGUCGAAACAAGCGACAACUCUUAUCAUUUCCAAAAAG